AUGGCAAACUGCGGAGUGAACACAAAGAACAAAGUCACAGUUAAUAAGCCAGUUUGGGAAUUUCUCAACAAAGAGACUCCAUCCAAACUAAACCGUCUGAGAGAAGACAGUGGAGUUCGUAUUCUGAUUGACGGUGAAACAUCGGAGAUUUAUGUGUUACGAUUGUCUGUUGACCAGCCAUGUUCCAGCAAAUGCUAUCUCUCUGGCUAGAAAAGCUCUAAAAUCUUUGCUAAAAGACACUGAGAAAGAGUUGAAAAAAUCCUACAAGCAGCACCAGCUGUCGGGUUUUGUGGCUUACACAGAUAAGAACAGUGACCAUACAGGUGAAACACACAGCCGUAGUACUUAUGGUAGAAGCCUACCAACAUUCAGUGGUCGAGGAAUGAUACUUGGAAGUUCUAGUGGGGGUGCUAGUAGCAGUCAUGGGAGCUCUCGUGACCACAGAAGAGAAGAGACAGAAGAUGACAGAGAAAACCAGUGUCCUAUUUGUCUGGGUGAAAUCCAAAAUAUAAAGACGUUGGAGAAGUGCCAGCAUUCAUUCUGUGAGGAUUGUAUUACCAGGGCUCUCCAAGUGAAGAAAGCCUGUCCCAUGUGUGGUCGUUUCUAUGGGCAACUCGUGGGAAACCAACCCGAAAAUGGCAGAAUGUUGGUAUCCAAGGACUCUGGGCUAUUGCUUCCUGGCUACGAGAAGUAUGGGACUAUUAUCAUCCAAUAUGUCUUCCCACCAGGCAUACAAGGGACAGAACACCCGAAUCCUGGUGUUAGAUAUCCAGGAACCACUCGUGUGGCUUACUUACCUGAUUGCCCUGAGGGGAACAAAGUUCUGGCGCUAUUUAGGAAAGCCUUUGACCAACGUUUGACCUUCACCAUUGGGACUUCAAUGACUACAGGAAGACCUAAUGUUAUAACGUGGAAUGACAUUCACCAUAAAACUAAUUGCACCGGAGGACCACAACUAUUUGGUUAUCCUGACCCCACCUACUUAUUGAGAGUCCAGGAGGAGCUGCGAGCCAAAGGCAUCACCUCUGACUAG
Staurois parvus is the source of this 1033-nucleotide messenger RNA. The record is from the annotation of a GenBank genome assembly. NCBI's taxonomy places the organism in Eukaryota, Metazoa, Chordata, Amphibia, Anura, Ranidae.